Prosopis cineraria is the source of this 3567-nucleotide messenger RNA. Its product is annotated as ABC transporter G family member 21-like. The coding region runs from base 147 to 2216 and encodes 689 amino acids. NCBI's taxonomy places the organism in Eukaryota, Viridiplantae, Streptophyta, Magnoliopsida, Fabales, Fabaceae. The transcript has 6 exons. The record is from RefSeq and is a predicted model, not a curated record. Gene Ontology annotation, molecular function: ABC-type transporter activity; ATP hydrolysis activity; ATP binding. Gene Ontology annotation, cellular component: membrane.
UCAAUUUAUGAAGUCCAUCUUCACCUCAUUCUUAUACCUCAUCUGACUGUUCCUUUUCUUCCUUGAUCUUCUUCUUCUCUCCCACAUAGCCUCUUCAUCGUCUUCUUCUUCAAUCUUCAUCACCAUAUUAUUACUCUCUGCAAGAGAUGAUGCCUCCUGAGCAAGAAACCACGACCGUACAUGUGACGCCGUCCAGCAUUCCGUCCAUCCCCAACCGGCCACUGCCGGAGAAAAGCUCCGUUCACGCUGAUCCAGGAGGUUCCGCCACUAACGACGACAAACCCAGUUCGGAUAAAUAUGGCAUUCCCCUUCAUCAGCACCACCCGUCGUCAGCAACACGUUCCAUAGUUCUUCACCAAUCAUUGCGACCCGUUACCCUCAAAUUUGAAGACGUUUCUUACAGUAUGACCUUUGGAAGCAAAAAGAAUGGAGGUUGUUUUUCUUCGGAUAACUCGAAACCGACCCGGACAAUUCUCAACGGCGUGACUGGGACGGUCCGGCCUGGAGAAUUGAUGGCAAUGCUGGGCCCGUCAGGCAGCGGCAAGACCACGCUACUCACAGCACUAGCUGGCCGGCUCGCCGGAAAAGUUUCCGGCAACAUAACCUACAAUGGCCUUCCUUUCUCUAGCUCCAUGAAGCGCAGGACUGGUUUUGUCUCACAAGACGAUGUGUUAUACCCUCACCUCACUGUUCUUGAGUCGCUGGUUUAUACGGCUUUGUUGAGACUUCCCAAAAGCCUCACCAAAGAAGAGAAAAUAGAACAAGCUGAGAUGGUUAUCACGGAGCUUGGGUUAACCAGGUGCCGAAACACCGCCGUGGGUGGUGUUUCCGCCUUGUUUAGGGGAAUCUCGGGUGGGGAGAGAAAACGGGUUAGUAUUGGGCAGGAGAUGCUUGUGAACCCGAGUCUGUUGUUGCUGGACGAACCCACCUCCGGGCUGGACUCGACGGCCGCUCAACGCAUAGUGGCAGUGCUCCGGGGGAUGGCACGGCGUGGCCGGACGGUGGUGACCACUAUUCAUCAGCCGUCAAGCAGGUUGUACACGAUGUUUGACAAGGUCGUCGUACUAUCCGACGGUUGCCCCAUUUACGCAGGAGUAUCGGGCCGGGUCAUGGAGUAUCUCGAGUCCAUCGGGUUUCUGCCCACUAUCAACUUCAUGAACCCGGCUGAUUUUCUGCUUGACCUUGCUAAUGGCAUUGUGGCUGAUGUUAAGCUGGAUGAUCAGACUGACAUGCAGGGCAGAUUAGAUCACAUUGAAGAUCAGUCUUCAAUAAAACAGUCUCUGGUUUUAUCCUAUAAAAAGAUUUUAUAUCCUGCUCUGAAAGAAGAGAUUCAGCAAAAUAUUAGAGACACAGCUAGUUCAACACCAGGAACACCCGGACGAAGCUUAGAGAACCAGUGGAACACCAGCUGGUGGGAGCAAUUCAAAGUUCUGCUUAAGAGGGGUUUACAAGAGAGGAGACAUGAAUCCUAUUCAGGCUUAAGGAUUUUCCAAGUCUUGUCUGUCUCAAUUCUCUCAGGACUUCUCUGGUGGCAUUCUGAUCCUUCACACAUACAAGAUCAGGUAGGCCUGCUUUUCUUCUUCUCCAUCUUCUGGGGAUUCUUCCCUCUAUUCAACGCCAUCUUUGCGUUCCCUUUGGAGAGACCAAUGCUGAUAAAAGAAAGAUCCUCGGGAAUGUACCAUCUUUCAUCCUACUAUAUAGCCAGAAUGGUAGGUGACCUACCCAUGGAGCUUGUCCUUCCCACAAUCUUUGUCACCAUCAGCUACUGGAUGGGUGGACUCAAGCAUUCACUAAUCACCUUUGUGUUAACACUCUUAAUCACCAUCUUAAAUGUGCUAGUCUCUCAAGGAAUAGGCCUAGCACUUGGAGCCAUAUUAAUGGAAGUGAAGCAGGCCACAACCUUAGCUUCAGUGACCAUGCUGGUGUUUCUGCUAGCUGGUGGCUACUACAUUCAGCAGAUGCCAUCUUUCAUAGCAUGGUUGAAGUAUAUAUCUUUCAGUCACUACUGCUAUAAACUUCUGGUGGGAGUUCAGUACUCAGAAAAUGAGGUUUACGAUUGUGGAUUAGGGUUGCAUUGUAGGGUAGAGGAUUUUCCUGCUAUAAAGUGUCUUGGAGGUCUUGCUCAUUUGUGGGGUGAUGUGGCUGCAUUGUGUGUGAUGUUGAUUGGAUACAGAGUUGUGGCUUAUGUGGCUUUGAGGAUGAGGCAGCCUCACUGACUUACUACUACUGGCUCACUCAUAGAUUAGAGACUGCAAUAUUUUUAUUCCUCUGUUUUGUUGAAAUUACCAGCUCCGUCCAAGUGUUAGAAUUAUUUAAAUUAUAUGCGAUAAUAAUACUUGAAGUCCUCAUGGUUUAUUGAUAUGAAAUGAAACAUUAAAUAAUUUGCACAUAAAGCCACUUUUCUCCUCUUUCUUUCUUAUUUUGGGCCAAACUCAGUUUUUCCUUCUGUGGGCAUAUAUAAGUAAAUAAAGAUAUUGGCAUGACCAUUUCACACCAAUGAGUGCAUAAUUCAGCUAGUACGAGUGGUGCUAGCUUAACCAAUGGUCUUAAAUUUGAGCUUUGAGUAUGAAACUGUGUUAAAUUCUUGUUAGGAGAGCUUUUCCACCUUGUGUUCCUUCCCAACUCAACCGAAUUUGUCAGUAGUCUAAUGUGACUUUUAGAUACCAGAUGGUUUGAAACAAAAAAGAAGUUUCAACACUUUAGCGCUAUUGAUUUUAUUAUCAUAUAUCUUGGAACUCUUCCAAUAAAAAUAGCAGACAAAUGUAUUUUCAUCAAACAAAUGCGUGUAUUGGGAGACAUUUCCGGUCUUACCGAAAGCUGAAGAUAUAUGAAUCCCAUGUUGCACUACAGCUUAGCUUAUUUUCACUUACCUUGGUGCAUUUUCCUUGUGUGAAAAGGGAAUAUCUUUCAAAUCCAUGAGAGUUUUCGGUGAAUUUCAUGAAAACAGAAUAUGCUUCCGAGAAAUAUCUUCCAAAAUAUGCCUUAGAGAUGAAGAAUCAAAUGCUAAGUAAUAAGUAAGGCAUCUCUGCAUGGACCUCCAGUUAAAUUUAUUCAAUUCCCUCAUGACAGUUACCAGCAACUUGAGGUAAUAAUUGCAUUCCGAUUACUACACCUUAUUUUCAAAUUCUUCUAUAAAUAGGUGUGCCUAGUAGAGUUAUAUUACCAAGGGCCAAAAAACCAGGUGAAGAACUCUUUUACUUUGAAGAAUAUAUUGUUACUGAACAUGGCUUCACUCAAAGCUGAGAAACCUUGUUGCUCUCAACCACCAGGACAGGUCAAGAAGGAGCCUGCUAAGCCUAGUGAGACCAUCCCGAAGGAUCCAGCCUCCAAGUCCAAUGCAGCCCCUAAGAAAUCUGAGCGCAAGUCUCAGCCUACGAAGACGGCAAGCAAGAGCAGCAAGUAAUUGGAGAAGAUAUAUCUGAGAGGAAUGAAGAUGAAAACAAGAGUGUUAUUGGUAUUAUGUGGAGAAUGAGUAGUAUUGUACUAUAUGCUUGUUGGUAAUCCCAUCAUGUAACUACUGACAAGCUUGGCCUGAUAAAUAAAAGAAACUUACUAUAAUUACACUUA